CGUGAGGGGCCUCGAGAUACGCUAAGUCGUAGAUCGAAGCCGCGGAUACGCAAGAAAAGUUACACGCGCUUUCGUGACGACGAGCACCGCGCGACCGGGCCUGCCGAGAGGUGGUCCUCAUGCUCUCCGAGGAGUCCGCGAGAUUUUCUCGUCGGAAGAGUAGUAGCAUGCGUGUGAGGAGUGUGCGCGCGUGUGUACGUAUCGCGGCUGCUACAGGCUGCGUUCGCUUUCGGCUCGUUCUAUCUCUCCCGUAUGCAAUGGCCAAUGAAGGUGGGGUGACGCUUGGCGUGUGAGCGCCCGAAUCGAGCGCAGCCAUGGUACGUCCUCUUCCGCCCCCGUGGUCGAGGAGAGGAACCUCUCGAAAUAUCGAAAGAUCGACGACGACGACGACGAUGUGGAUCGUCGCGAACAGGGCCUCGCGCGAGAAUCACGCGUCGUCGUCGUUGCUCAUUCGAUUCGCACGCAGGGCCGCCGUUUGUCACCGCGUGAUUAGUCGCCGAUAUUCGUCACACGUCGCGCGACUACCACGGUAGGCGUGUCGAGGGUGAGUCGAGAGAGCGUGUAAGGUGUCGUAUGUACCCGCGGGAGUUACAGUGCCUCGGGACGCUGGAGGAAGAGGGGGAGAGGCGCAUCGCGCGAUGUAGCCUCUGCGACUUGGGUGCGACAGGGGGUAAGUGUUUUUCUCCGAAGGAAGGCCUUCCUCUGUUUCACGCAGGGACGUCGGAUCGAGCCGAGAUAUGAGCCGAUGAUUCUCUAUGCCAGUGAUUUCGCCGAUCCCCGGAGGGAGUGGCAGGAUUAUUCUUCUCGCGGGAAUAAUCGCGAUCCCGUAGUUAACUCGACAUACCGGGAUAGUGCUUUUGUGCUUUUCGAACUUCGGGGAGAAGUUUUUUCGUCUAUCUUUUUGAAAAACGAUGCAUCUCCCUCUCUUCUCUCUCCCCCUCUCUUCCUCUGUCCAUCCAUCCUAUAUAUCUUGAUUCUUCUAGAUUCAUUUUUAUUAUUCUACUUAGAUCCCCUGUUUUGAAAUAUUUCACACCCGUGAGAUUUAACGGAGGGCGACUCUAUCCGCAGGAGGGACCCAUGAGAUCGUUCUAUUUCCUUUUUUCUCAUCGACGUCUCUUUCCGUUUCGUUCCUCCCUUCCCUCGCCUUCGUCGCGGUGCGUCGGGUGUAAUAGUUUUCACCGUGCGAUUUGUCGGCUUGUCCUGUCGUUAGGCGCAUCGGCGACCCUUACAGAGGGAUGAGUGAGAUUUCACUACUAUAAGCAAUAAUAAACAAGGAGUAAGGGAUCGGCUGUGUGGUAGUAAGACGGUAAGGAGUAUAAAAUGGGAAGCGUAGUCUGCGAUAUGAACAGGGGUGCGUUCGUGAAAAGUAAGAAUAAGAAAUAAGUAACAAUCGUAUUCGAGUGUAUGAAAAACAAUCGACUACGAUUGGUUCAUUUCUUGUUCUUAUUUUUUACAAAAAUAUUCCCGCUGCUCAUUGUAGACCACGUUGGAAUGAUCCGUCUCGCUUACUCCCGGUGUUGUGCUUUGUUCAAUUGAAAAAAAAAUUCUCAAAUUCCCUGCUUCGCACUAUUUCCGAUGUAGCCGGUUCUUCAAUGACAGCAGCGUGCGAACCGUUAUUUUUCCAAACGAGCGAGUCGUGAAUGAAUUAUGUCCUCGCACGCGCGCACGUGAAUGCGCCGAUGAAUACGGUGCUGUUGCCGAUAAAUACGACGUUGACGGAUUGAGUCGGUGCUGAGAGUGCGCGACAUUAAUGCGGCCCGUAAUCGCCGGAAAUCUCGCGGAAACGCGCGGCGAUUGAUACGCGAAUCAAUCGUUUCAUCGAGACGCGCGUGUGCGAUCAGUUCGGCCAGCUCGCACGCGAUGGCUCGUCCAUUUUCCGAAUUUCGAUCUCGGAAUUACCCUGAAUUUCCUUCUUUUUUUUUUUUUUACACACGCUCUCAAUUGUGAAUUAUUUCUGCCUAUGUUUUAUAUUCGAGGUUUGCUUUUUCUCCCUUUUUUUCCCCCCGCAGAUUUUUGUAUCUCCGCGCCCUCUCCGCUCGUGACAAAUCCGAAAUCACCCUCGGCGUGAUUUUUUCGAUGACGCUCUCGGGGCUCUCGCGAUAUCGCUAGUUGAUUCAGAUCGCCAAUCGUCCCGUCAACCUCAAUCAAGGAUCACAUGACCUUAUUAUUCGUCGUUGAAUUUAACAAUCGUGCAACCGAGUGAAUUAACGCACUCGUAAUUACACGAGUCAUCUUUGUGAUCCUCGAACGGGCGAUUUCGAACUCUUUCACCACGUCCCUACGAUUGUGGCAGUGCCGUUGUAAAUGUUUCGCAUUUUUUUUACUAUGCGGGUCGAUUUCGACCCAUGAGACACUCAAAUCCUGACGAUUACGAAUGUUAAGUAGUCGAAUAACAGGAGUACGAAGAGAAAAUUCCUGAUAUGAUAUAUGUAUAGUUAAUGAUAGUUAAUGAUAAGAUAAAUUGAUGAUAAGUUAAUGAUAAGAUAGUUAAUGAUAAGAGAAACUUUCCAACGGCACGGAUUUAUCAAUUAGAUUCUCUCACAUUAGGAUACCCUUCGACAUUCCUAUUUUUUCCGAAAAACAUCGAGACGCAAAAGACGACCAACGACAGGUUACGAUUGCAGCUAAACAGUGGUUCGUUGCACCACCUUUGUUCAUUCUCGCCGGAGAACCAUAACGGAUUCAACAUUACACACGAUUUCAUCAGUGACAAUCGAGUUUUCGUACACGCGUGCGGCGGCGACAUUAAAGAGCCGCCGGGGAAAUUCGGACGGACGCUCGGUGAGCGUUCAGGCAGGUCAGGGAUGUCCCGGCAUGUAUACCCGCUGAAUACCCGUGGACGUUCGUGCCGUUCGUCGUUUUGCACGAUCCACGUCGAAGAAAAGCCGGCGUUUAAACGGUCGGUAACACCGCUAUUGACCAUCUUGCUAUCCUUUUCUGAGAGCGCAUGGGUGCGGUUCUGAUCCUAUAAUACCUCCUGUUCUACUUUCUAGCCGUCCGUGCCGCGUUCUACACGCGCCUCGCUUCUCCUCCUGUCGAUUGCUCCCGUUUGCCGAGACUCGGGCGCGCGCGGGGACAAGGGGCGGGCUCUGGCUCGUUGGAAAAAAAGGGGAUAAAAAUUCAACGAGCAUUGACGAGUCUCGCCGUCGUUCGGUUUUUUCGUCAGCGAUACGAUUCGCGAAUUUAGACUGGACUUAUACUGUAUCCGUUUCUUUAUUAUUUUUUUCUUAUUAAGUGGUAAGUAACGAUCACGUUUAAUAAUGUAAAUAACGGUACGGUAUAAUAAAAAGUAGAAUUUUGAUUGUUGCUUACCUCGUGCGAAAAUGGAUCGGAGAAACUGUGAUUUAGUUGCGGAGAGCGAACGCUUUAGACAAUUUAUAGCAACUUUCAGGUAUAAAAACAAUAUGACAGCUGAUAACAGCACGCGAUAAGAAACCAUCCGGUAAUCUUUUUCGUUGUACGGUCGAUUGGUGCGCUUGCGUUUCGCCGAUAAUAAUUUUCGACUCGAGUUUCCCUUUCGAAGCGAGAAGAAGGAACGAGAAAUGCUCGGAUUCAUCGUCGAAUUAUUACUCACUUCCACGGCUGUCACUGGGAAACACUUUUCGCGCUCACGCAGCCGUGGAAGGAUCGUUCGAUGCGCUCUCGUCGUCGUCGUCGUCGUCGCAUAUCGAUAUUUCGUUAAUUCAGUGUGAAAUCACUCGAUGCGAUCGCGCGAGUCAGAUCGCUUUUAUUUUUCAAGCGCGCUCGCUCGUGUCCGAACGAAAGCGGACUCGGGCGUGUGGCAGGUAUCGCAUGAUUAAUUUUUCCUGCGAUCGAUGGCAACAUUGGUAUUAAUUGAUCAAAUGCGAUUCGCCCGGCCCGAAAUACAAUGAUCUUCCGGAUCGAUUUUCCUCGCUUUUCCUGCGCCCGGAACAGACACUGACGAUAUGGAUACAGUAUGGCUUCAGUACUCUGGCAUGUCUCUGGGAGUAGUUUUCUUUCGUCAGCCCUCGUGUUACUCUUGCUACUCUGUCCACACAGCUCCACAGCCCACGAGGUAAUUGACGCGCCACUGCCACAACAAGACUACGUUCCAUCACUGCCGCCACCACCACCGGGAGGCCUCACCACUGCCAGAACACCAAAGUGCGACCAAAAGUUCGUUAGCACUCCUGACGGGCCGCUGAAUGGAACUUUUCAUGCACCGACGUUGACCAACCCCGAAGGGAAUCCUCGACAGUGCGUUUACACGUUCCUCGCAGGGCCGCGUCAGCGUGUCGAAUUGGUUUUCACGUCGUUCGGCCUUCGGGGAAAGCCACCAGAUGGAUCCGCUGUGGGAGAAUUACCUGCCUGUGUUCACGAGUACAUGGAUAUAUACUCGGAAAUACGAUCGGAGAAUACGACUAAGCUGAUAGAAACGCCGUUCGGUGGUCGGUUUUGCGGGCCGAUUCCACCUCGCAGACGGGUCUCCCUCUAUCAGGGAAUCGCCCUCAGUUUUUUCACCGACAAGAAUAUGACGGUACCGAGCAUUUUCAGCGGUAUUUACAAAUUUAUCAACGCCUCCGAAUACGAGGUGGGCACGCCGGCACCGAGUACACCGUGCUCCUUCACGAUAAGUGCACUAGCGAAAGGCACCGGCAACAUACUGUCGCCAACUUAUCCCGGCAGCUAUCCGAAAGAUCUUUUUUGUAGCUAUCAGUUCAUCGGGAAGUCCGGGCAACGCGUGCGGCUGGAGUUUCGCGACUUCGACUUGUUUUUCGGCGGGCCGCAUUGCCCUUUGGAUUACGUGAAAGUGCACGACGGUAUUGACAAUUCGACGGCCGUGAUCGGCACAUAUUGCGGCCAACAGCGGAACUUGGUGCUCUACUCCUCGGAAUCCAGCUUGUAUGUGGCGUUCGUCACCUUGAAGCGCACCGCGAACACACAAAAUCGCGGAUUCAAGGGCAUCUUCGAAUUCUCCGAGGGUUUCGUCAGCCUGGACUUCAUAACAAAUUACCAAGGCGAACACAUCCGCGGAUCCGAGUGCGACCAGAAGAUCCUCAGCAAGAAGGAGACGUCGGGAUUUGUGGUUAGCCCGAAUUAUCCGUAUCCUUACAUACCGAAGGUCGUCUGCCGUUAUUUUAUUUACGGCAUGCAAGACUCGCAGCAUCUCGAGCGCGUGCGGCUGGAGUUUGAGCAAUUCAAGAUUCAGAUACCGAAAGGAGAAACGACAUGCACCGACGGCUACCUGAAGCUGUAUCUGAAGGGCCAGGAGGCAACGGAUUCCUACGAUAAAUUCGAUUACGAGAUGUGCGGCAACCAGAGCAAUCCGAACCAUGUAGUUAGCGACGGACCGAGGCUCGUGAUGGUAUUCAGCAGCGGCGAACUGCCGGCGCAGGGCUUUAAGGCAAAGUACACCUUCGAGACGGAGUACAAGAUACCGGGGACCGCGGCGCCCGACGGCAGCUGCACCUUCACGUACCGCAGCUCGUCUCGCAAACGUGGCGAAUUCAAUUCGCCCCGCUACCCCAGCAAUUAUCCCAGCGACACGAAUUGCACGUACUUCUUCUACCUGGCAACGCCGAACGAGCAGGUCGCCUUGAUCUUCGACCAUUUCAAAGUGCGGACGAAGAAUCUUAACGUCACGGGCGGGCAUUACGGAUACGACCUGUGUCAGAACGACUGGUUGGAGAUUUACAACAUGUACCGCGACAAAACGGAGAAACUGAUAGGAAGGUACUGCGGCUCGACUGCGCCGGGCCCGGUCGAGUCGAAUCUCGGCGCGCUCGGCUUGAAGGUGAUUCUGCACACCGACUCUGAAUUAGUCUACAGUGGCUUCAAGGCGCGUUACAACUUUGAGGUCGCCAAACCUAUCUUCGGAGAUUGCGGGUCGAAUAUUAGUAGUUUAAAUUACGGUAUCAUAACCAGCCCGAAUUUCCCGAACAAGUACGAAGGGCCGGCGCGGAACCUCGCCAGCAAGACUUGCAACUGGUUCAUAAAAGUGCAGCCAAAUCAGCAGAUACUUUUGAACUUUGAGCUCUUCUCCGUGGAGGGCGAUCAGUCAGCACGAGGUUGUCCGGCGGCUGUGUUACGCAUGUGGUACUCGUUGACGUCGACGCCUCGCGAACUCUGCGGCAUGAAGCCGACCGAUGCUAAGUGGAGCUUCAUGUCGGAAGACAACAACAUGCGGCUCAGCUUCAUAUCGGCCGACAAAGCGGUAGGACAGCAAGGUUUUCGCGCGGUGUGGACCGAAGUGAGCAAGAACACCGACUGCCAAGAUCAGUUUCUGUGCAGCAAAAAUAAAUACUGCAUCGCCGAAUCCCUGCGGUGCAAUAACAUUGAUAAUUGCGGGCCGGAUGAUGCGUCGGACGAGGAGAACUGCGCCGAGAAGCCACAGGCGGACAGCUACACGGCGCCGUUAGCUUACGUGAUCGGCAGCGUCCUGGUGGUCGUGCUGAUCUGCUUGGGCUGCCACCGGCUGCGACGGUGCGCGCGCGGCAUGCCGAUCGACGAGCUGCCGCAACGAGUCGUGGAUGACCGGCGUCAUUGCUACUACCACCACGACCUCCUGCAUCAUCACCAGGAGCAGCAGCCGCGAGGCUUCAACCAGUACCAGCUGGAGCAGCCACCGAGUCCACCGAGCGAGAGCGACGGCGAGGCCGAGCAAGUCUGCGACCAGGAGACCAGCAGCCCGGACAGCGUGUGACUCUGGCCGCUUGUAGUAGAGUGACGAUCACCCACACCGUGUCUUCCUUGCAUCCCUGUCACGACGUCCCGGUGGUCGGUACGUGGUGCAACUCGUUGUUGUUGUCGUUGCACGGGAACCUUUCUCGAGGAGCCCGGCGCCAUGUUCCCUCGUCGCCCGCUUCGCCGAGGAGUCGCGACGGUGCGACGUCGUUAAACGACUUUGCGUGUGAUUUGCCGAUAUAUAUAAUAUAUAUACCGUAGCUUUUCCACGUUGGUACUCUGCCACGUGCGUGCGCACUGUUCACUUGAUGCGCUGGUCGCGAGCCAACUGGGCGUGCAAAUCACCUUCUUCAACUGUGGGACAACGCCAGAUCUCUCUCCUUCAUCCCUUUUGGUACAGGUAACCUGCCUGGCCGGCGUGGUGCACGCGUUGCCGUUGGACUGUAUUUUUUCACCGGUGACAGCGCGUUGUCCGUGACUCUUCGAAAAAAAAAAAGAAAAAGAAAGAAACGCCGGUGGUGCUCAAUUUCAGGGUUUUCCCUCGUGCCACGUGAAUUGUCCAUUUCUCCCAGGAGAAUUCCGGCCGCUCGCAUCAGAGUGUAAGAUCGGCUUCCGAUGAUUAUCGAAACCCCCAUAAUUCAUCUCGUGAACCGUAAUCCGGCAUGGGUUGUUCCGCGCACGGAGCGAACUUUCCUCCGUGGAGUCACCGGGGAAGUGAAUGUCGUGAUGGUGAGAUUGGCGAGAGGGGUACUGGAAUAUAUACUAGAAUCCUAUAUGCAAAGAGAACGAGCGACAACGAUGCGUCGCGAUCGCUGACUGAUGGUUCCCUCACCUCCAUUGAAUCCGCCUCAUAUUGAGCUCCCGGCGAAGCGGACGGAGGCACGAUAGUUAUCAGCUUUGUUACGUAACACUUACCGGCAUUGAGUUUACACCUGUCCUAUCAGAAAUCACGUGUCAAUGCAUAACGAUUUCCGAUAGGUGAGAAAUUGCUCAGUGUUAUUCUCUGUUCUAUUGCUAGUGUUAUUCUCUGUUGCUUGUGAUUUUCAUCGUGCAUAGACAUUCACAAACGGGUCUUCUCUUAUUAUUUAGGACUCUAAUUGUGGGUAGGACCCACUUUGUGUUGCAAAUGUUUCUCAAGCGCCGUAAUAUACCAAUCACGUGCUUUCAUUCGAAUAUUUUAAAGCGUUCGUAGCUUCAAGUUAAUCGCACUCCAUAUACCCGAUGUUCACAGUCGGAUCUUAUAUUUAAGAUCAUCUUAAGUUCACUUUCGGAUGCUUCGGUAGUCAAUAAAAUGAGCUGUUCAGCAUCUGAAGAUCAACUUAAGACGGUCUUAUAUAUAAGAUGCGCCUAUAUUUAUGAUUUAUAAUCCGCAUCGUCUGCUUAUACGGAGCUAAAACGGAGUAGAUACGGCGGCACUUGGGUCGGUAAUAGGAGAAGUUGUCGCUUCUCUCUUUAUAUAGGACUCUGGUACACACGGACGGAAAAGAUGCCAACUCACGAGACGUUCGUUGCAACGUCGAACGUGUGCACGUCACGAUAUUUUAGGAUGACUUUCGCCAACUCCGGUCGAGUUAGCCGACGGCUAACCGACGCUUAAACGACCAAUCGCACUGGCCAACUGAUCAAUGCGAUUGGCCGGUCAACCGUCGGUUAACUUAACGGAAAAGUCGGUGAAAGCAGGUCAUUGUAGGCCCGAGUACUGCGGUGGACAGAAAUAUUGUUACAUUUUUUUUGGUUUUUCAUGAGUUUCGCAACGGAUUCCAUAUCUAAUAGGAGAAUUUGUCUCUCGGUUUAUUCUCAGGAGAUGCAUCUUCCUGUUGGAUACGAGACGCGUGUUGCGAAAGUCAGACGGUUGUCGCUUCGUCGGGCGACGCGCGUGUCGCACCGUAAUUCGCUGUAAUUAUUUCGUUGCUUCAGUCCUCGCGGCUGAACCUAUUUUUAUAGAAAGCAGCGCGUCCUCGACUCGCGAGAGUACACGCUUAAGUUUCACGUAGAGGUGUGUAAUGAUAAUAAUAAUGACUAUAAUAACGAAAACAACAGGAACAACAACACGACAUUGAUAACGUACGAAAUAACGUAAUAAUUCUUAGUGAUAUGUGCGCGGUCGGUAAUAUAGUUUUAUAUUAAUCGAUUAUGCUAAUCCCCAGUAUAUAUAAAGGUGUACAGUAAAGUCCCAGGCACGAAUCACGCACGUUGAAAUAGUCGUCGACUCUUUUCUCCCGCGCGAAAAAAGACUCGGUUCCAACUGCAACUGAAUAGAACAAAGAAUCACAAUAAACAUCAAAAUGACGUCGAAAUGACGAGGAAGUGAUCGAAUCAUGAUCGAGAGGUUAUUCUUGCAGUCAUUCUCUCGUCAUUUCGAUGUCGUGAUUUUUCGUUCCACCUGGACAGGAACCAAAUGAGAAGUCGGUGAAGAGAACUGAAAACGUCCGUGACGACGAGAAUCAAUAUCCUUCGGAUAUCGGAGGAAUUUCAGGAGAUUGAGACCUCCCAAAGGAAUCUUUUCGGUCCUUGCAACCGGAUUUCCAUCUGGUCCCUGACCAACGGAAAAUUCAAUUACCACCAACGGAAUGAUUUCUCUCGUACGUGUGAACACCUCGUAAACUAUUCCGAGGAGUCUUUACUUGGAGUGUAUAUCGCCGUUACACGUUCGUAACGGUUUGUCGUCGUCGCCCCUAUCUUCGUGGUAACUCCGUUCCAGCGGUGGUCCGCGAUGUGAGCGGGAAUUUUCGCUCCUCUCUCGUGAGAGAGAGAGAGAGAGAGAGAGUGAGACCGUUCUUCUUACGUUGCUCGCCACGCGAACGGCGAGCAUCGGGUGGGCAUCUUUCGUGUGCGCAUAGCGAGCCGGAAAUAUAAUAAUAUAUUCGAACGUGUGCGACAAGCGCACACGCUAAAUAAAAACUACUCAAAAGCGUGCCGAUACUCCGUAUAUCCCCAGACCAGUCCAUUUUUUAUAAGCGUAAGUCACCUAAGCGAACCUUAGUAAUUUACCGUAUCUCUCGCAUCGAAUGAAGAACAGAAAAGGAAGUGGGAAGAAGAAGACGGAAGGAAAGGAACGAAAGGAAAAAAACUUAGAGAGAGAAACAAGAAUAAAAGGAUAUAUCUGAUACGAGGAACUAUUGAAGGAAGAAAAAAAAGAAACAUUUUCAACGUGACACAGACGCGCAAUCAUCGGUCUCGAUGACGGAACAGUUAUGUACGAACAAUUAUAACGCAAGAUAAUGUAAUUAGUGUAAGUAGUAACUAUAUAUUUACAUAUAUUGUUAACCGAUCUAGAGACCAUAACGCACGGAUUGUCAAUGUGGUGUCUACGAUGUGAAUGAGAAUACAUUUUUUUAAUAAAAACCGUCUCGCGUGCCUUC
Messenger RNA from Dinoponera quadriceps, 10007 nucleotides. RefSeq names its product dorsal-ventral patterning tolloid-like protein 1. Gene Ontology annotation, cellular component: plasma membrane. Lineage: Eukaryota; Metazoa; Arthropoda; Insecta; Hymenoptera; Formicidae. The record is from RefSeq and is a predicted model, not a curated record. Gene Ontology annotation, molecular function: protein binding. The coding region runs from base 3938 to 6664 and encodes 908 amino acids. The transcript is spliced from 17 exons.